UCCAGCCUCAGCAACAGACAUCUACACACCAUUCACUGAGGACACGCCCUCGGUGGGCCAGCGCCUCCUCAACUCUGUUCUCAACACCCUCAUCAUGAUCAGCGUCAUCGUGGUUAUGACCAUCUUCUUGGUGGUGCUCUACAAGUACCGCUGCUACAAGUUCAUCCAUGGCUGGUUGAUCAUGUCUUCGCUGAUGCUGCUGUUCCUCUUCACUUAUAUCUACCUUGGGGAAGUGCUCAAGACCUACAAUGUGGCCAUGGACUACCCCACCCUCUUGCUGACUGUCUGGAACUUCGGGGCGGUGGGCAUGGUGUGUAUCCACUGGAAGGGCCCCCUGGUGCUGCAGCAGGCCUACCUCAUCAUGAUCAGUGCACUCAUGGCCUUGGUGUUCAUCAAGUACCUCCCAGAGUGGUCCGCGUGGGUCAUCCUGGGCGCCAUCUCUGUGUACGAUCUCGUGGCUGUGCUGUGUCCCAAAGGGCCUCUGAGAAUGCUGGUAGAAACUGCCCAGGAGAGAAACGAGCCCAUAUUCCCUGCCCUGAUAUACUCAUCCGCCAUGGUGUGGACGGUCGGCAUGGCGAAGCUGGACCCCUCCUCUCAGGGUGCCCUCCAGCUCCCCUAUGACCCGGAGAUGGAAGAAGACUCCUAUGACAGUUUUGGGGAGCCUUCAUACCCCGAAGUCUUUGAGCCUCCCCUGACUGGCUACCCAGGGGAGGAACUGGAGGAAGAGGAGGAAAGGGGUGUGAAGCUUGGCCUCGGGGACUUCAUCUUCUACAGUGUGCUGGUGGGCAAGGCGGCGGCCACAGGCAGCGGGGACUGGAAUACCACGCUGGCCUGCUUCGUCGCCAUCCUCAUUGGCUUGUGUCUGACCCUUCUGCUGCUUGCUGUCUUCAAGAAGGCGUUGCCCGCCCUCCCCAUCUCCAUCACGUUUGGGCUCAUCUUUUACUUCUCCACGGACAACCUGGUGCGACCAUUCAUGGACACCCUGGCCUCCCAUCAGCUCUACAUCUGAGGGACGUGGUGCGCCACAGGCCGCAAGCUGCCUGGAAUUUUCACUGGAUGCGGUUGUAUAGUUUUACACUCUAGUGCCAUAUAUUUUUAAGACUUUUCUUUCCUUAAAAAAAAUAAAGUGCGUACUUACUUGGUGAGGAGGAAGCAGAACCAGCUCUUUGGGGCCAGCUGUUUCAUCACCAGACUUUGGUUCCCUCUUUGGGGAGCGCCUCACUUCAUGGACAGGAAGCACAGCAGGUUUAUCCAGAUGAACUGAGAAGAUCAGAUCAGGGUGGGGAAAGCAUCUGGCAUGAGGGCCGAGAUACAUAAAGAUGUGCCUCUGUUUGGGAUCAGGACCGCGUGCUCGGGAGUGGCCCCGGCACCUGGGUCCUCUGGCUGGAAAGGAAAAGCCAGUUCCCUACGAGGAGUGUUCCAAUGCUUUGUCCGUGAUGUCCUUGUUGUUUUGUUGCCUUUAGAAACCGAGUCCUGUUCUUGUUACGGCAGUCACACUGCUGGGAAGUGGCUUAAUAGUAAUAUCAAUAAAUACAUGAGUCCUAUU
This is a messenger RNA of Piliocolobus tephrosceles (Ugandan red Colobus), 1546 nucleotides long. It is a transcript of the gene PSEN2, whose product is annotated as presenilin 2. Gene Ontology annotation, cellular component: membrane; gamma-secretase complex. Gene Ontology annotation, molecular function: aspartic endopeptidase activity, intramembrane cleaving. The record is from RefSeq and is a predicted model, not a curated record. The coding region runs from base 95 to 1009 and encodes 304 amino acids. The transcript is spliced from 9 exons. Gene Ontology annotation, biological process: calcium ion homeostasis; Notch signaling pathway; protein processing. Lineage: Eukaryota; Metazoa; Chordata; Mammalia; Primates; Cercopithecidae.